Messenger RNA from Talaromyces proteolyticus, 978 nucleotides. Its product is annotated as metallophosphoesterase domain-containing protein. The transcript has a single exon. The record is from RefSeq and is a predicted model, not a curated record. Lineage: Eukaryota; Fungi; Ascomycota; Eurotiomycetes; Eurotiales; Trichocomaceae. Gene Ontology annotation, molecular function: hydrolase activity. Bases 1 to 978 code for a protein of 325 amino acids.
AUGCCGGUGGAAACAAUUAGCCGCCCCAUGGUUGGGCCCCCCGCAAAGAAGCGCCUCGUCCAGCAGCUUGCCGUGAAGCUGUACUCGAAAGUUCGGCAAAUACAAGACUUAACUACCAAGCAAGGUCCAAAUUCGCCGCGGCCUACCAUAGAGUCACCCGUGACGCUAGUCUGUCUUUCCGACACGCACAAUAGUAAACCUGCAUCACUGCCCCCAGGAGACAUACUCGUGCACGCCGGCGACCUAUCGCAGUUUGGCACAUUCCCCGAGAUCCAGGCACAGCUCACGUGGCUGUCGGCGCAGCCUCAUCGCCACAAAGUGGUCGUUGCUGGGAACCACGAUCUUCUCCUAGAUCGAAACUUUGUAGCCGCACACCCUGACCGCGAACUAGACAAGCACGCAGACCUAGAGUGGGGCGAUGGUAAUUAUUCCCUGCACUAUCUCGAGCACGAGACUAUAGAAUUUGCCGUUGAGAGCCCUAAUGAUGGAGAGCCAAGGCGUGUCUCCGUGUUUGGCAGCCCUUGGACACCGCGGUGUGGAAACUGGGCCUUUCAGUACCAAAGCGGAAAAGAUGCUCAAUUUGAUUGGAUUGGCGUGAUCCCGAAUGAUACGGAUAUCGCCGUACUGCAUGGGCCACCUAAGGGCCAUCUUGACGACGGUGGCAAGGGAUGUGGGAUGCUCCUCGAGGAACUUUGGAGGGCCCGACCAGCCGUUGUUGUUUGCGGACAUAUUCAUCCUGGUAGGGGUGAGGAAUGGCUUUGGUAUGAUAAUAUACAGCGGUGGUAUGACAAUGUGAUUCUAGAAAGAAAGCAGUGGGUGUCGGUUUUAUGUUUAGCAGUAGUAUAUGUUUGGGUCUUAAUUCAGUGGGCAGUUGGAAAGCCGGGAAAAGGCAGGAGUCCUGAACGGCAGUACACACGUCUCAUAAACGCAGCUGUAGUGGGGAGCCAUGGUGGAGGGGCUAUGAUCGCAACUAUAUAG